This is a messenger RNA of Saimiri boliviensis boliviensis (Bolivian squirrel monkey), 360 nucleotides long. RefSeq lists its product as uncharacterized. Gene Ontology annotation, molecular function: DNA-binding transcription factor activity, RNA polymerase II-specific; RNA polymerase II transcription regulatory region sequence-specific DNA binding. Gene Ontology annotation, biological process: regulation of transcription by RNA polymerase II. Gene Ontology annotation, cellular component: nucleus. Lineage: Eukaryota; Metazoa; Chordata; Mammalia; Primates; Cebidae. The record is from RefSeq and is a predicted model, not a curated record.
UCCAAGUCUUGUCCUCACUCCUCUGUGUCUUCUGCUCCUAGAGGCCCAGCCUUGGCGGCCCUGUGACCUGCAGGUAUUCGGAGAUCCAUAGCGAAGACGCCGGGACCGCCUGCAAGCCUAGAAAUGGGACCACUGACAUUCAGGGAUGUGGCCAUAGAAUUCUCUCUGGAGGAGUGGCAAUGCCUGGACACCGCACAGCGAAAUUUAUAUAGAAAUGUGAUGUUAGAGAACUACAGAAACCUGGUCUUCCUGGGUAUUGCUGUCUGUAAGCCAGACCUGAUCAUUUGUUUGGAGCAAGAAAAAGAGGUUUGGAGUAGGAAGAGACAGGAGAUUGUGGUGGCCAAGCCCCCAGGUAGGUGA